Temnothorax curvispinosus is the source of this 1434-nucleotide messenger RNA. RefSeq names its product THAP domain-containing protein 4-like. The record is from RefSeq and is a predicted model, not a curated record. Bases 233 to 772 code for a protein of 179 amino acids. NCBI's taxonomy places the organism in Eukaryota, Metazoa, Arthropoda, Insecta, Hymenoptera, Formicidae. The transcript is spliced from 3 exons.
CCAUUCAGAAAUCAGACGGAGCACGGACUAAACAAUUCGGACGGGUUAAUUCUGUUGACACUCGCCUCUUUCACACUCUUUCACUUCAAUUUCACUCGGAAUAACAUACCCUCGUAAAUAUUUAUAUUGUUGUCUGAGGAUACGUGAAUAUGAGGAUAAGUGGAAGGACAUGUAAACAAAAUAAAUCUGGAAUAAAAUAUUUGGAAAACAGGGAAUCGUUUUUCCACUGACAAUGCCCUGUUGCUGCGUCACAGGGUGCCACAACAGAGCGGAAAAGGGGCACAAACUCUAUAAGCUGCCUCAAGGACAUAGGAAUGAAACGAGACGAAAAUUGUGGAUACAAAAUAUAGGCAGAAAGGGCAAACUGCCAUUAAAUGCAUAUGUUUGUCGAGCUCACUUUACGGAUGAUCAGUUUGAGCUGAAAAGGGCAGACCAUAAGAAGCUAUUGAAGUGGAAUGCUGUUCCUACAAUAUUCUCUCAUUCCAGAACGAUUAAACGCGAAAGUCCGUCAGAACAGAAAGCAGCUGUACUUACGAGGCAUGAAACUAGCGAUUCGCCGAAAAAAGCUACCGCGGAAGAGAGCUUGAAGACAGAAUUCAUAAUAAAAACAGAAGUAGAAGAAAGCUGUAAAGAUAAUUCGGAUGAAGUGUUGGCUUUAAAGUGCAAGUUAAAUGCUUCCCUAAAAGAAAUCCACACUUUGAGGACUACUAUAUUCCAGCUACAGGCAAUAAUAGAGAAAUUAGUAGAGAAAAAUUGUAUGGACAAAACGUAACUGUGUCUUUCUAAUAAGUGUAAGUUUAGCAUCUUCGAGAUGAUGUACAGAAAUCUGAGAUUAUACAUCAAUGACGGGUUGAAGAGUUAUUUAGAAGAUGGCUCAAAUACUUUACAUGACAAUGUCGAACGACUAUUUAUUUAACUGAUUCACUAAUAUGCUAUUAAUGAAUCUGCAAUCUAACAAAUAAAUUUUUACUUUUCACAGAUUUCAUAAUUAUUGAAAAAGAACAAUCAUAAUAAAACGGCUAUAAUACAGUAGCAGCAAGCAGUUUAACCAUGUAAAGUUUUAUUGAAAUAUAUAAAUUAUCUUCAAUCAUAAAACAUUGACUAAUAACUCUUCAACAAAUGUGAUAUGUGACGAUUCUUAUUGCGUACUAAAAACAAUAUUUGCUUAACGAGUGUACAAUAGUGUUAAUUAAAUAUAGAAAUAAAACCAAUUUUUUAUCAAAAAAUCAAGAAUGAAAUAUGAUUAUCCUAAAACAGAUUAUCAUUCACUUCGUAAUCCCGUCACUCAUAUGACUUUCAAGUCUUUCAACUCUCUAAAUUAAUCUAUGAAACCAAGGUAGGAGUGAUCAAAUGCAAAACCUGUCAGUUGAUCGUUCUUAUACAGAACGUGUUACCCCAAGUUUAAGAGUGACAUUACCAAUGAAUGUAAUAGUU